AUGGCUCAACGUCAACUCUCGCGAACUCUCCCGAAGAACUUCACCUUUCCUUCUCUCAGUGCCGAUGAGCCGAAGACCCCCGAGCGUCCCUCAACCAAUGUCGAAGUUCCCCCUCCGCCUCGCCACUCUGUUUCCAGCUUCCGGUUGCCAAAAACUCGAGUUCGCUCAGGCACAGAUGUUUGCGCGCGGAUGGAUCUGGAUCUGAAUAUCUUCCGUCCCCCCAACAACACCGAGCUGGAAGAGUCCUUCUCCAACGAAUCUACUGGUAGUGAUGAGCGCUUCCUUGCCCCGCCUCGUGAGCGGAUGACGUUCAAAACCCCGCCCGCUCAGAUUCGUGGUACGCCUUUCGACGAUUGCAACGCUGAAAACCCGUGGCCCUCGUGGGAUCAGACGCCACUGGUGGCAGGUGCGAUCAAGCGCCCCGGCUCCGCGUGCUCUAGCAUGUCUGAUUCAUCGGUCGAGUCCAUCGAGACUUUUGCAUCGCGUCCAUCUGUGGGAGGAAGUUGCUCGAGUGUUGAGAGUGAUGUUUUCGAUUCGUAUUUCCCCUUGGAGCUCCCUAAAGAGCUGGAAUCGGAGCCGCCGACUUUGCCCAAGCAGACGGCGCGCCGAGCUCCUGUCCACGACAAAUCUUGGACUCGUGAGAUGGAUAACCAUCUGUGGAACACCUAUCAGCUUUAUCUCCAGGACCCUACCAUCACUCCAUUCAAGAUGACCCCGGGAAGCAUUCCCCCUCUGGGAGUCACCUCGCGGGUCGCUCGCCGUGCGAAGAAGACCUGGGACCAGAAACGGCGUCGCAUCGCCCAGUCUCAGCCGACCACGUCCGGUGAUUGCAGCGGUAACUCGACCCCCAAGGCCACGGAGAAUGCGGCGCAGCCGGCGUGGCCCAAGUCUGAUACCAAGACUCGAGGACGGCUCAAGUUUUUGUGCCGACGCAAGUUCUCCAUUUCUCCCCAUUACCAGCGCUUGAUGCAAUCUCGCAGCCCGGAGCCCGUCGCGGAGAUGUUCGGUGCCGCCUCAGAGCCCCGCGUCCGUGACUUUGCCGAUACCAAGUCUACGCCAUAUGCCACUCGUGACCUCGGUGUCUCACUUACCACACCAAACGACCCGACCCCGUUGUCGCAAUUUGCACAAGAAACGAACGGAGCGACUGAGUCAAAGACGGAAUGGUUUAAUAACCCCGUGGCUGAAGAGUCUCAAAAUGUCCCAGCCCCAGCUCCCAUCCCGCAUCUCAAUGUGGAAUCCACCCACAGCAUUCCACGUCUUGGUUCGCCAUUUGUGUACAACACUUGGGGCCCGGGAGGUCCGAGCCGCCAAAUCCAUAAUCCUCCUGCCUCUGGUCGGCGUGAGACCGUUCAUGCGCCUGGCCGUCGGUUGCGACGUAACACCCAGCUGGAGAAAGCGCUUCAGAACGCAGAUGAUGUCUUCUCGAACGCUCCGGCCGGGAACAAGGAUCCCUCAGAUGAGCAAGUUUCAAGUCGCCUGGAGCUCUACAUCCGUGACAACAAAUUCCAAGACAUCGGCCACGGCCGAGUGCGCAUACGCAACCGUGGAGCCACGACCGGCGCUGUGAAUACUCGAGAUAUCAACCAGCUUUUCUCUCCCCCUUCGUCGCUCAACUCACAGCCCGACGAGGCCACCCCAGCCAUGAAGCCGCCUGUCAACCCGUUGCUCAACCUUGGUGGCGAGCACAUCAAACGGCUGGGCUCACCUUUCAGGGUGGAAGGCCCGCUUAAGCGUCGUGAGCCUCCUCGCCGGUUCAUCAGACACGCCCCCUCUCUUUCCGACCCAUUCUCGAGCGGGGGCCCUCCUUCUGACAGCCCCAUGGUCAACUACUCUCCGAGCCAAGAGCAGGUGAAACCCAUGGGCUCAUUGACAUACGAUUCUACUGAGGAAAAUCUCUCCGAUGCCGAGCGUAUCCGCCGGCAGAUCUUGAACAUGCCUUUCUCGCGCAAAUAG
Messenger RNA from Penicillium alfredii, 1956 nucleotides. RefSeq lists its product as uncharacterized. The transcript is spliced from 2 exons. Lineage: Eukaryota; Fungi; Ascomycota; Eurotiomycetes; Eurotiales; Aspergillaceae. The record is from RefSeq and is a predicted model, not a curated record. The coding region runs from base 1 to 1956 and encodes 651 amino acids.